This is a messenger RNA of Mixia osmundae IAM 14324, 1718 nucleotides long. RefSeq lists its product as uncharacterized. The transcript is spliced from 5 exons. The record is from RefSeq and is a predicted model, not a curated record. NCBI's taxonomy places the organism in Eukaryota, Fungi, Basidiomycota, Mixiomycetes, Mixiales, Mixiaceae. Bases 48 to 1667 code for a protein of 539 amino acids. Gene Ontology annotation, biological process: polyamine biosynthetic process.
CGAAAAGUCAACAGCCGUCAGACUGGCUCAGCCUCGUCAUCAUCGUCAUGCCCAGCACAAAGCCCUUGCACUGUGCCUUUCGUCUCACACUCGCAACGCUGCUCCUCACUCUCACGAUGGACAACAAUGCCACUCAGCUGAGACCACUCUACGGCUCUGCAGCCGACGCUCAUGGAACCCUCCUCGCAGUCAUUGCAGCCAGCACGACCCACCUGUGUCCUCUUUUCGGUGAUGACAGGCAUCUGGCCGGACUUCUCGCUACUGUUGUGGUUGCAAUGACGCGCUCAGGCCCUUGGGCAAGAUCAUUAUCGACUUAUCUGGGACCGACUGUCGGCGCACUCUCGGCUCAGGCCAUGCUCACCCUACCGCUGCACAAUUUCCUUGCUUCCUGGUCCAACUUCAGAUCCUACAGAAAAUUUUCGCUCAUCCUCAUCACAUUUGGCUCGAUCGUGCUCAGGCCCUCUGUGGCGAGAAUUCCUCAUUGCGAGCAAGCUGCCUGGCUUCUUGUACUCACCACUUGCUUCAGCCUCAGUGCGGUCAGUAGUGUAAUCAGCGACCUUUCAUCACCAAAUUUUUCCCGAGUCACGCAGUCAAAAGGGUUCAAGCGUAUCAGUUUUCGAUUCUCCCUCAUCGUCGCCUUGAGUGCCGUGGUCCCGUACGCGUCGUACCAUCUUAGGCCUGUCGGUUGCGGCAAACUGUCUUCAUCGGGUCGGAAGGAAACAGACGGCGUGCGCGUGUUCGACCAAGUAUGGUCCACGACGGGUCUCGUCCAAAUCGCCGAAUAUCGGCUCGACAAUAGCGAUGCCUGGAUUAGAGCGAUGAGAUGCGAUCAUUCGCUCCUCGGGGGUGUCUGGAUCAAUACGGACGGCCCUUCUGGACCCGAGUCGGUCUAUGCGACCUUUAUCCUGCAAGAAGCUAUUCGCUUCGUCGAGCGAUCAGCAAAGCAUGACGAAUCGCCCCGCGCCCUUCUGAUCGGUUUAGGUGCUGGCAUUUCUGCUCGGGCGCUGCAUGUGCAUGGUCUCAAUACGACAAUCGUGGAGAUCGAUCCGGCUAUCUAUCGAUACGCGCAAGAGUACUUCGGCUUGCCUUCACCUCGAGGCGGCGCUCACAUACAAGACGCACGUCAAUAUCUCACACAGCAUGCUGCGCGUCAAGCGGAGCCGUACGAUUACAUCAUUCACGACGUAUUCACCGGCGGAUCUGUCCCAUCAUCACUGUUCACUGCUGAGCACUGGCGCGAGAUCAAGGGAGCUCUUCGCAAAGAUGGCAUUCUCGCUGUGAACUUCGUUGGCCAUCUCACUUCGCCUGGCACACGGGCCGUACUGCACACUAUACUCGCCUCUUUCCAGCAUUGCAAGGCUUUUGCAGACGGCUCAGCUUCGUCCGCUGACGAUGUACAGAACAUGGUCAUCUUCUGCUCACCUUCACGCCCAAUCACACUGCGUCCUCUGCACGACUCCGACUCCCUUUCAUCACCUCUACGGCAUCGCGUCUUUGAGAGCAUGCAAGACAACGACAUCGAUCUGCGAAGCAUAUCUGAAUACGCUCCGGUCCUGCUCACUGAUAAGGACACGAGCGCGCUCGAUGUGGAACAAUCGCUCAGCUCGGUAGAACAUUGGCAUGUCAUGCGGCGGGUGCUCCCGGCCAGAGCGUGGGAAAGAUACUGAAUGUAGAUUUUCAUGGCCGAGUGAUCGUCCAUACCUGAUCGAUGAUCGGCC